Propithecus coquereli (Coquerel's sifaka) is the source of this 3149-nucleotide messenger RNA. RefSeq names its product sodium- and chloride-dependent GABA transporter 3-like. The transcript has 9 exons. Gene Ontology annotation, biological process: sodium ion transmembrane transport. The record is from RefSeq and is a predicted model, not a curated record. Bases 1 to 1107 code for a protein of 368 amino acids. Gene Ontology annotation, cellular component: membrane. Lineage: Eukaryota; Metazoa; Chordata; Mammalia; Primates; Indriidae.
AUGGCUCAGGCUCACCUGCGAGAUGCUGCCGGAGGCUGCGACGGCUGUGCACACAGGGGCACCGGGCUGGGAGGAGAGUGGCGGAGACAGGAGAUGCGGGUCUGGGUAGAUGCUGGAACGCAGAUCUUUUUCUCCUAUGCCAUCUGCCUGGGCUGUCUGACCGCUCUGGGAAGUUAUAACAAUUAUAACAACAACUGCUACAGGGACUGCAUCAUGCUCUGCUGCCUGAACAGCGGCACCAGCUUCGUGGCGGGCUUUGCCAUCUUCUCGGUCCUGGGCUUCAUGGCUUACGAGCAGGGGGUACCCAUCGCCGAGGUGGCAGAGUCAGGCCCCGGCCUGGCCUUUAUUGCGUACCCCAAGGCUGUCACCAUGAUGCCUCUCUCCCCACUGUGGGCCACCUUGUUCUUCAUGAUGCUCAUCUUCCUGGGGCUGGACAGCCAGUUUGUGUGCGUGGAAAGCCUCGUGACAGCCGUGGUUGACAUGUACCCCAAGGUCUUCCGGAGGGGCUACCGGCGGGAGCUGCUCAUCCUGGCCUUGUCGGUUGUCUCCUAUUUUCUGGGCCUCGUGAUGUUAACCGAGGGCGGCAUGUACAUCUUCCAGCUCUUUGACUCCUACGCCGCCAGUGGGAUGUGCCUUCUCUUUGUGGCCAUCUUCGAGUGCGUCUGCAUCGGCUGGGUGUAUGGAAGCAACCGGUUCUAUGACAACAUCGAAGACAUGAUUGGCUACCGGCCUUUGUCGCUCAUUAAGUGGUGCUGGAAGGUCGUGACCCCCGGGAUCUGCGCGGGCAUCUUCAUCUUCUUCCUGGUCAAGUACAAGCCGCUCAAGUACAACAACGUGUACACCUACCCGGCCUGGGGCUACGGCAUCGGCUGGCUCAUGGCCCUGUCCUCCAUGCUCUGCAUCCCGCUCUGGAUCUUCCUCCAGCUGUGGAAGACGGAAGGGGCGCUGCCCGAGAAAUUCCGGAAGUUGACGAUUCCCAGCGCUGAUCUGAAAAUGCGGGGCAAGCUUGGGACAGGCCCACGGACGGUGACGGUUAAUGACUGUGACGCCAAACUCAAGGGCGACGGGGCCAUCGCCACCAUCACAGAGAAGGAGACGCACUUCUGAGCAGCCGCCUGCCACCGGGUUCCUCUCCCUCCUCCCCCGUGUGUACAUGAGUACCUGAAACACGUGCUUCUCCUAAUGGUAGGGCUUGCUCCUUUGCACACGAUUUAUUAACACGUUAAUUUUCAGGUGGCCACCGCAGACUCUGGUUUAAAGUCACAUCCUCUCCUCGCCCCGGUCAUCGUGGAAAUAACCACUGCGAAGAGAUAAUACUGUACAGCAGCUAGCGAAAUUUUCUCGUCCUAGGGCAGUUUUAAUCAAUGUUUUCUAGGGGUUAGGAAAAAGUGUAUAAUACUGUAAAACUUUUAUACUUGGGUUGUGGGGCAGGUGGGGUGGGGAGCGGUGCCUGUCCUCCUCUGUCAGCCCUUUAACCAAGCGUUCCACGUCCCUGUCUCUGACCACGGGCAGCCGCCCCUCCUCCGUGCCCCCAGGGAGAGCUCGUCCUAAACCUUCGCUUUUCCAAGGGCAGUGGGUUUGCAGACAGCAAGGUCAAGGCUGUGGGGCAGAGAAGAAAGGUCCCAUCAGACUCAGGACUCCUGGGUUGGAGUCCCCCUGCCCCCCACCGCCACCACCCUGAUCCCACUAAGUGACCUUGGGCACUCCCUUCCCCUCUCUGUGCCUCAGUUUCCCUACAUCCCAAUUUAGAGGAGGGGCUGGAUUGGAUGUUCCCAUAAGGACUCUCUUUACAUGCCUUGCUGGCUCCAGGACCUGCCUUUGGUCUUGGCCUCUUCUGGAGAUUUGUAGGCAAUAAUCUCAGCCCUCCCUGCUCCCCUUUCCACCUGCUUAUUUAAAAUCAAGAUUAUCGUGGAAAUGAAAUGAUAGGGAUGUGUGUUUUCCCCCAAAGCCCUAGUUUUAUCUCAUCGGGAGCAGCCCGGCUCUCUGGUGCCCAGUGGGUCCUCAGCCCCCAUGGCCUGGCCUGCCUCCUGUCCCUGUCCUCUGCUCUCACCCCCAGUUCUGUCUCCCCACCUCAGCAGGGCUAGUUUUCUGGGUCAGGAGGUGCCGUCUACUCUUGCAGCUGCCUGGAGGGGGUCUACGUCUUAGUCCCUUCCUCCAGGGAGCUACAGUGGAGCCUGACACUUGGUGUCCUCCCAAGGCCUUUCGCUGUCCCUGGCCACCUCUUCUCCCUCCCGCUGUCCCCUCGGCUCCCCCACCAUCCUGCCUCUCAGAUCCUUCCCCAUCCCACCUGCCUAUGUCGCCAGGGGACUGGGUGAGAAGCCCCCACUCUUGCCGGAGGGAGAGCGGGGCAUCGGAGUCUGCGGGAGGGCUGGUGUUGCUCCCUCCCACCUGGCCGCAGACUCUUUGGCCCAUACCACUCUGCUUUCUGAUUGGACUUUGCAUCAGGCCUCUGCCUUGGUGUCUGAGCUCCUAGGGGUGGGGAAGACGCAUGCUUUUUUCCUUUUCCUGUGUGUUCUCGAUCUGAUUUGCUGGAAAUCUAGCUUCUUCCAGACCCAGGCAGGGGACCCAUGUGGUUUUUUUUCACCCACAAAUUUGCAAACACCCAGUGUCUCCACUCUGGCCAGCCCCGCUCUGAAGCCCAAGUUUGCUAAGAGGGAUGCCCAGUGCCCCUCUGGGCAGCGGGGGACACCAGGUCUAGCCGCCCCCCACCCUGUGCACACAGCUCAGGCCUCCCUGGCUUCUGACAGACAGACCGCCGUCCCCCUCUCGUCUCGCUGAGCUGUCUGGCCCGAGCUGGGCGCCCUGCACACGUGGUCCUCAGCUGCUCUCCGCAGCGAGCCGCUGGAGGAAGCCUCCCCACCACAGCCACUGCUGCUCUCCACCACCAGCUCUUUCUGAGGACAGAUCGCUGUGUCGCGCAGCAUUCAUAUGGCGCUAACACUUGACUCACGUAACGCUACUCAUGGGGCAGGGCAGAGGGCUGAUUGUUGUUUUUUGUUUUUUGUAAUUUCCUACUAGUAUAUGGGUAACUCUGGGGGUGGGGAGGGCACCGUGGGGCAGGGGAACACAUCAUCGUGAUGACUUUUUUGAUAUUCAUUAGAAACAAUACAUCCUUUCUGGGAUAUAUACGGUAUUAUUAAAAAAUGAAA